AUAUCCUGUUUCAAACUAACAGGACAGAUAGCUGAAAGACCACGAGGCGGCCCCAACCACAGGAAAGUUGAUGAUGAAAUGAAGCAAUGCAUUGAAGAAAUUUUGAACGAGAACCCUGCUCUCACUCUUGAUGGCAUAAACCGAUUGCUUCAGGAAAGAUUGCCUGAUAAGCCCCGAAUACAUUCACGGACAGUUGGAAAGGUAUUGAAUGGUAUGCUGUAUACACAUUCAAAGUUGUUCGGCGAUGCCAUGCAGAAAGAAACAGACCUGACGUUAUCCAAAGCAGACGCGAUUAUGCAGCGUGGUUUUUGGGAGAAGCGAUCCAGAGGCAAAUCGUGUUUAUUGACGAAUGCGGUUUUAAUGUCUGGACGGCGAGGAGUCAAGGCAGAGCCCUUCGAGGAGAUAGAGCAUAUCGCCAAGUGUCAGGACAAAAAGGACGCAACAUCAGCAUUAUUCUUGCAGUUUCUUCCACAUUUGGCCUUGUACAUCACUCAAUGCACAUAG
This is a messenger RNA of Paramuricea clavata, 504 nucleotides long. Lineage: Eukaryota; Metazoa; Cnidaria; Anthozoa; Malacalcyonacea; Plexauridae. The record is from the annotation of a GenBank genome assembly.